Messenger RNA from Impatiens glandulifera, 559 nucleotides. RefSeq lists its product as uncharacterized. The transcript has a single exon. The coding region runs from base 1 to 507 and encodes 168 amino acids. Lineage: Eukaryota; Viridiplantae; Streptophyta; Magnoliopsida; Ericales; Balsaminaceae. The record is from RefSeq and is a predicted model, not a curated record.
AUGGCAAGAAAUAUCAAUUCCAAGAAUCCAAAAAUCAAAUCAGAGAAAAAGAUGGAAGAUCUGUCAUCAAUGGUGAUGGCUUUAGAACAAGCAACCCUAAUGGCAAAACAAUUACCGGUCACCGUCGACCCAUCUCAGAUCCAUCAAAUCUAUUCAUCUCUUCACUCAGCAAAUCAACAACUUUCUUCUUUCCUCUCCUUUCAUCAAUCGCCGCUGCCGCCGCCUACCGCCGUCGGAGAGCCGAUGCAAGUAGGAGAUGAUGAUGCAGAAAACGAACAGAAUUCCAAAGCCACCAUUGAUGGCGUUGAAGAACAGAUGAAAGAAUGCUUCAUUCAGAACAAACGACCUAAAAGAACACUCUCCCCAUCUGCCGCCGCCACCGCCGAGCACCAGCGCCGCAAAUUAUACGAUCAUGAAUUCACCAAGAUCGGUUCUUCUUCUUCUGGAUUCGACCCUCAUCGGACAAGGUUAAGAUCCCUUGAACUCAUCUAUCAAUUCCAUGGCUAAGAAAAUUUCCAUUUAACUUUGAUUACAAAUUCUAGUCUGUGUUUCUUUCUUU